UCUAUUUAUGAGUUAGCAAUGACAUACAUGUCUCUGUGACUCCCUGCAAUUUCCUUUGUAAUGGCUAGGCUCCCAGCAGCAUACCUGUUCCUCUUUCUUCUUCUUGUGCAGGUUGUUGCAGAGGCUUCUCUUAGUGAAGGCAAGGGUCCCCUCCCUGUGCAAGCCAAGGGUGGUGAUGAAGCUCUUUACAAAAACUUGUAUCACAAAAUAAAAUCCUCUCCCAAAAUAAAUUGUGGUAUUGCUUGUGAGAGGAGAUGUAGUAAGGCAUCAAGAAAGAAAAUAUGCCUACGUACUUGUCGGGGUUGCUGUGCAAAGUGCCAUUGUGUUCCACCAGGAACCUAUGGUAACAAGGGUGCUUGCCCAUGUUAUGCCAAUCUUCGUACUCGUGGAAACAAACUUAAGUGCCCUUGAUUCCUCAUCCUUCACUCAUUUUAGGUUUCUUUUUUUUCCAUUUGAUAUUGGUUUCUUUGAAUAAUUCCUAAGAAUAAUGAGGGGAACUUUCCGUUGAUUGAGUAAAGGAAGUUGGCAUUUGUUGGUCCUUCAAUAUAUUUAUAUUUUGAUGAUGUGUUAGAAAUAUGGAUGAAGUUCUAUGAAAAUGAAAUAAAGCCUCAUCUCAAA
Molecule: messenger RNA, 618 nt
Organism: Amborella trichopoda
Lineage: Eukaryota; Viridiplantae; Streptophyta; Magnoliopsida; Amborellales; Amborellaceae
Product: cypmaclein
Source: RefSeq, a predicted model, not a curated record